UCCAAUUUGGUAUCAGGUAUAUGCCGAGCUACUAUCCACAAAAUAUUGCUCUGAAAGUUAGCUGGGAACUAAACUAGCUGAAAAUUUGGGAAAGUCUACCUGCGAGAAAGAUCCCGAAGGGCAGGUUCGAAAUGCCAUCCAUCACUAACUCACGGCGGAAGAAAAUCAUCGGAAAACUUUAAAAUUGUUUUUAAAUGACAAAGCACGGCUACUAUCAUCAAAAUUGUUCGAAGAAGUAGUUUGUCACAAUCAGCAACAUCUGCGAAAUGACAUGUGACGAACAACUGAAGCGUAUGUUUGAGCAGUUCAGUCACAACACAAGGACAAAAUUGUUGACUUAGUGGAGCUGAUACAAAAAGAAAAUCACUCGUCAAAAUAAAUUACAGGGCUUUUGUGAAACAUCAUAUCGGACGGCAACACCGGAAUACGAAAAAGCGGAAAUCGAAAGAGGAAAAUUGUUGCAGUGGACGAACCAAAGAUGAAACCUAACGUCUUUCAGUGAUCACGUUUUGAACGCCGAGCUACAAUCGUCGAACAAACUACCUCUAUUCCGUUCUGUAAAUUUGUACUAGUUUUGUCAAAAUUAGCUGUUGAGUUCUGCGUUAAACCUCAUUGAAAUUUGUAUACAUUACAAUUUUCGCUGACAUGUUAGUUUACAUUUUGCUUCUUCUGCAUAAAUCAGACAACAACAAGAAGUAUACACCAGCAAACCCUGCAGGGGAGGGGAAGGGGAGGAAAACUCCUUUAUCUGGCGCUAACUGCAGUGUGUGUCGCCAGACAGGACCGAACAGGGAAUUGUUUUGGGGCCUUGAGCCUUAAACAGGGAAUUAAAUUUUUUUUUGAUUUACCGGCGUCUUGAAAGGCCGUCUUUAGAGAUAAAAGAAAAGAAAGAAAGAAGGGAGUUGAAAGUAGUUCCAAGUUCUUCGUUCGACUGCAUGUACGUGUUAGUAUCUUUCCUUUAGGCAAAAAAUCACAAGGACGGAUUGACAUGUAGCGAAUUGAUGAACUAUUUCACAACAAUUUUGCGGCCUACCUGGGGCAAGAAUAAGCGAGAUGCUAGCCUCACUUAGCGAAAGUAGCGCAUGAAAGCCUGAUAAUUGCGAUCUUCUUUAAAAUCAAAACAUGACCAAGCUGUCCAGUCUUUUUGACAUACUUUGCGACAUGGGACUACAAGUUCCCGGACAGACCUGAAAAAUAGAGGAAAUGAUCAUAAAAUUCUUAUUCUUCCGCUAGAAAAUCCAAACGAUGGACCCAUACGGUAUACCAGAUGAUAUGAUAACAACACCUCCUACAGACCACUUACAAACGGUCAAAUACGUGAAACACUUUGACAUACAAGGAAAUCGGGUGCGACCGCCUAUGAAGUACAACAAGAUGGAAGGUGGCAACCUUUUCCUGGAAUAUCUCAUGUCUGUGCAAGGUCCACAAGUGGUCGACAGGCUAAUGACAGUAGGCUUUCGUCCUGAAAGAGGGGCGGAAACUGACUGCUCAGAAAGGAUCCUAAAAAGAGGCAUUCUUUUUAGCGGCGAGGUUUAUCGAUUCCUUGGCCAUUCCAACUCUCAACUUAAGGAGAGAACUUGUUUUCUAAUGAACGACACGGAUGAGCACAUUUACGAGCUGCUCGCGGAGUUUGGCAAGUUUUCCCAGAUCAAAUCAACCGCCAAGCGUGCAAAGAGAAUUGGACUGUUAUUUUCGUCUUUCAGUCAAAGCAUAACUCUGGAAGAACACCACUACGAUGUUAUCAACGACAUCGAGCGCGGAAAUUAUAUUUUUACCGAUGGAUGUGGUUUUAUGUCAGAUUCAUUCGCGCAAGAAAUACAAGAUGUACAACACCUUGAAAGCAAACCUUGUGUGGUACAAGUCAGGUACCAAGGCUUUAAAGGUGUCUUGCUCCUCAAUUCCCAGCUAGACGGUGGCGUAAAGGUACAGUUUCGUAAGUCCAUGAGGAAAUUUGCUAUUCCGGAUGAGCAGAUGCGCCGAACUUGUACCACGUUUGGUGUCGUAAAGUGUUCCCGGCCAUACACCAUUGGCUACCUUAACAAGCAGAUUACGAUGUUGUUGGCGGACAGCGGAGUUAAGCACAGCUACCUAACUGGGCUGCAGAAUGAUUAUCACGCAUUGCUCAGAGAGGUCUUGGGCAGUGAACAAACCGCCGAGUUCUACCUGCGUAUCAAAGGUGAGCACAAAUUGCUCAAUUGGUUGCACGACGAUGGUUUGAAAAGUGACAGCCUGCAAAGGGAACUCAAAAGUCUUCGUAAUAAGGAAAUUCGCAAAAUGCAGAAAGAAUCCCCUAAGGAUAGAAACGACAACACCAGUCAAACAAAUGGUUCUAAAUGUAAGCUGAGGGUUCUUGUUCCAAAUUCAAGGGUAGUGUUCGGUGCAUGCGAUCCAUUUAACGACCUUGAGUACGGCCAGUGCGUUUUUCAACCAACUCUUUAUGACGAGGUGCAAAUUGCAGAGUUUCAAGCGGCUCAAGAAGUGAUUAUUGUUCGGAAUCCCUGUUAUCAUCCAGGUGACAUCCGUGUAUUGAAACUCGUGAAAAAUCUCCGAAAAUACGAGUAUCUCAGUGAUUGCAUCGUGUUCCCUACAAGAGGGAGCCGACCGCACGCCGACGAAUCUUCAGGAGGGGAUCUUGAUGGCGAUGAAUUCUUCGUGAGUUGGGAUCAGGAUCUGAUUCCUCCAUGGCGCAGUGCUCCCUUUGAAUACUCGUGUAACAGUCCACUCAUCGCGAUUCCAAACGCGGUUAAAGGCUACUUGAAUCAGUUUACUAGUUACUUAAGAGAUUUUAUUACCAGCUGGGCACACCAUUACAUGCCAUCGUUGUUUGGCUCAGUAGAGCACGCCGAGAAAGCUAAAAAAGAGAAAGAGCGAAGACACAUGCUCGAAUACUUCACGUCUUUCAACAAUGAUCUGGUUGCAAGAGUUGACGCCGUCUUCAUGAAGUAUGCUGCUCUGUACGGACCGUCAUGUUGUGAAUGCGUUUAUUUGACCAGAUUUUUCUCAGACGCCGUUGACAUGUUGGCGGAGAAGGACGAAGUGCUCGCCAAGGUUCGGGAAUUGAAUCGCGACUAUCCGCGUGGAUUUUUCCAGGAUGCAUCCGCGCGACAACCAGAUUUCUUUAGACGCAUCCUGAUCCGAAUGAAAAUGCGGAAACCACCAUUCCAACCCGGAGAUGACGUGUGGACGCGCAUGGAAGAGAAAACGCGAUCAUUUGUGGAGGAAAUAUCGGGAAGACACUAGUAUCGAGUUGCCCGAGUAUGUUUACAUAUCUUGUCAAGCAGGAGCCCGAUAAUUCUGCCUUAAGUCUUCAUACGAUGUUGACCAUGUGAAAAGUGCACAUUUGACAGUUUUCUAUUACCCAACAGAAAUUCUUCGUGUCCGGAGACUAUGAACAGCAUUUUGUCAAAAUCGGAGUUCCUUGCUCUCGCAUCAACUCAUCAGACAUAUGUUUCGCACGCUCGUUAAAUCCAAUUUUUUUUCGCAAAUAUCUAUUUUUACAAAGAGGUGAAAAUUAACAGUAAUUGAUUGAAUAAUUAAGUUCCCCUGUGAUACAGUGUUACUUUUACAAUCAUUCAAUAUUCUGUUCUUUUUCGUUUUUUAUUAGCUCUGUAUGUAUCCCAUAUAUUAUUGAAAAAGCAUCAACUGUGUUAUACUUACGGAAGUAAAGAUUUCCAAAGAUCCACGGUUGAAAGAGGAAAUUCUGACAGUUUUCGGAUAAACAUUCUUUCCGCGGACAGUUUAACAACCUCGCCUGAAAAUACGACGGUGGAAAAUAAACAGAAGAGUGAAAACGUGGCAAUCUUAUCCGUAAUGGUUAACUUGUACAUUUUUAAAUUCUCGCAUUUUACUGACAAAGGUGUCGAUGAGAGUUCAUAUAUUAACCCUUUACACCCUAACAUCCAAAUGCAUAUUCUCCUCAGUGUUCUGUAUACAUAUACUAAGGAACUGACAGGAGAAUUUGUUUA
Molecule: messenger RNA, 3965 nt
Organism: Pocillopora damicornis (cauliflower coral)
Lineage: Eukaryota; Metazoa; Cnidaria; Anthozoa; Scleractinia; Pocilloporidae
Biological process (GO): siRNA processing
Cellular component (GO): nuclear RNA-directed RNA polymerase complex
Molecular function (GO): RNA-directed RNA polymerase activity
Source: RefSeq, a predicted model, not a curated record